UCCAUUCUGGAUACCCAUAGCAAGUUCAUUCUGGAUACCCAUAGUAAGUCCAUUCUGGAUACCCCUACUAAGUUCAUUCUGGAUACCCCUAGUAAGUCCAUUCUAGAUACCCAUAGUAAGUUCAUUCUGGAUACCCCUAGUAAGUUCAUUCUGGAUACCCCUAUUAAGUCCAUUCUGGAUACCCCUAGAAAGUCCAUUUUGGAUACCCCUAGUAAGUUCAUUCUGGAUACCCAUAGUAAGUCCAUUCUGGAUGCCCAUAGUAAGUCCAUUCUGGAUGCCCAUAGUAAGUCCAUUCUGGAUACCCCUAGUAAGUCCAUUCUGGAUACCCAUAGUAAGUCCAUUCUGGAUACCCCUAGUAAGUUCAUUCUGGAUACCCAUAGUAAGUCCAUUCUGGAUACCCAUAGUUAUAAGUCCAUUCUGGAUACCCCUACUAAGUUCAUUCUGGAUACCCCUAGUAAGUCCAUUCUGGAUACCCAUAGUAAGUCCAUUCUAGAUACCCAUAGUAAGUUCAUUCUGGAUACCCCUAGUAAGUUCAUUCUGGAUACCCCUAUUAAGUCCAUUCUGGAUACCCCUAGAAAGUCCAUUUUGGAUACCCCUAGUAAGUUCAUUCUGGAUACCCCUAGUAAGUCCAUUCUGGAUGCCCAUAGUAAGUCCAUUCUGGAUACCCAUAGUAAGUCCAAUCUGGAUACCCCUAGUAAGUUCAUUCUGGAUACCCAUAGUAAGUCCAUUCUGGAUACCAAUAGUAAGUCCAUUUUGGAUACCCCUAGUAAGUCCAUUCUGGAUACCCCUAGUAAGUCCACUCUGGAUACCCAUAGUAAGUCCAUUCUGGAUACCCAUAGUAAGUCCAUUCUGGAUACCCAUAGUAAGUCCAUUCUGGAAUAUUUUUUGACUAGUACGAUUUGUCCAUUUUAA
Molecule: messenger RNA, 912 nt
Organism: Lottia gigantea (owl limpet)
Lineage: Eukaryota; Metazoa; Mollusca; Gastropoda; Lottiidae
Exons: 2
Source: RefSeq, a predicted model, not a curated record